Messenger RNA from Melitaea cinxia (Glanville fritillary), 1408 nucleotides. It is a transcript of the gene Taf7, whose product is annotated as transcription initiation factor TFIID subunit 7. Bases 191 to 1408 code for a protein of 405 amino acids. Gene Ontology annotation, biological process: RNA polymerase II preinitiation complex assembly; transcription initiation at RNA polymerase II promoter. Gene Ontology annotation, cellular component: transcription factor TFIID complex. The transcript has 2 exons. The record is from RefSeq and is a predicted model, not a curated record. Lineage: Eukaryota; Metazoa; Arthropoda; Insecta; Lepidoptera; Nymphalidae. Gene Ontology annotation, molecular function: RNA polymerase II general transcription initiation factor activity.
UAUAUACUCUUUGCUCUUUGCGCAUGUCACUAUCGAAACACUGUCUCGAAAUAUUUACUGCUACCGUGCUACUUGACUGCUAGGUACGUUUCUAUUCUGUUAUUGAUUUUUCCUAUAUCAAAGCAAAGGAAACAAUUUAUUUGCUCAGUGUGUAUUUUUUUAAUUUUUGAUGAUAAUAUAAUUCAUCAAAAUGAAUAGAGAUAAGAGAAAAGUCGAGUUUGUGGCGGAGUUGGAAUCGCAGUUUAUACUUCGACUGCCAGAAGAACCAGCAAAAGUUUUAAGAGAACUUCUAAAAACAGGUGAUAAUAUUAAAAACCGCUUAACUAUACAAAUUGAUAAUGAUAUGAGACAUGGUGAAGUACGUUUCGAUCAUUGGCUUAUGCACGCUAAGAUUGUUGAUUUACCCACCAUAACCGAGUCCCUGAAAACGAUUGACAAUAAAAGUUUUUAUAAAACUGCGGACAUAUGUCAGAUGAUGAUAUGUAAAGAAGAACCUGAUCAAACACCAUCGGAGGAGGAGUCACCCGCUAAAAAUAAGAAAAAAGAUCCGUACAAGGUAGACAAAAAGUUUUUAUGGCCACAUGGUAUUACACCACCAACAAAAAACGUUAGAAAGAGGCGAUUCAGAAAGACAUUGAAGAAAAAAUAUGUGGAAGCUCCCGAAAUUGAAAAAGAAGUAAAGAGGUUGCUACGUACUGAUAAUGAAGCUGUAAGCGUAACUUGGGAGGUGAUUAAAGAAGACGAUGAUCAACUUCUGAAACAAGAUUCAACCACACCGGCCCCAGUACAAAAACCAGAGAAGAAGACUAAAAUGUCUAAAAAGUCUGCAAAAUCAACAGCCCCAAGUACAGCUAAUAUUUCUAAUACUGAAUCCUCUAAUGUGGUCGACAUAUUUGGUGGUGCCGUCAGUGACAGUGAUAUUGAGGAUGAAAACAUCAAUGUUGAAUUGGAAGAUAGCCGUCUCUCUCCUUAUGACAGUCGACUAUCUGACAACAGUUCAAUGGCUGGAGUAGGUGACCUUCACAAUAAAAGAGAUUCCUAUCCCAUUGAAUUUGAAUCACAAAUGUUCCAGUCCUCUCAUAACAAGAGGUCAAAUAGAAGUCGUGCUACAACACCCGCUACGUCGACAGUCACUAGAAGUGGGGGUCUGUCAUCGGAAGAAGAUGGAGAUUAUUCAUCACGAGAUAUGUCAAAAGAUAACAUGUCAUUAAGGAUUGAGCAAUUAAGAGAAGAGUUGGAAGAGUUAAAGCAACGUAGACAGAGAACUCAGAAUGAAAUUGCUGGUAUGGAAAAUUUGGCUCUAAGACAACGCUUCCAAGAUAUUUUACAUACAUUGAAUCAGGAUGUUAUGUAUAAAGAAAUGGAAUAUCAAGGACUUAUUACAUUACAGAACUCUGAAGAUAUAUGA